AUGUUGCCACCCAGCGACAGCGACGAAGAUGACGAGGAUGAGGCGCCUGCGCCUAAGAAGGGAGGACAGCCUUCUACAGCCGGCAUGCUGCCUCCUAGUGACAGUGAUUCCGAUGAGGACUCUGAAGAGGAGCCUCCACCAAAGCCCAAAAAGGAGCUCCAACCUGCUGUCGCCGACGCCCCUAAACCGAAAAAGGAGGAGGAAGAGGUCGACCCGGAGCAGGCCAGGAAGGACUUGGAGCGCUUAGAGCUCAUCAGACAGCGGAGGGAGGAUUCCCGUCUGCAGAGGAUCAAGGAUGAGGGCUGGGACCGUUUCGCCCCAGAGAGCGAUACCAACCGCAGGCCGGACGGCGUGCCCAAGGACCACCCGAGUAGGGCAGGCCUCGCCGAAUAG
Messenger RNA from Coccomyxa subellipsoidea C-169, 393 nucleotides. RefSeq lists its product as hypothetical. The record is from RefSeq and is a predicted model, not a curated record. Bases 1 to 393 code for a protein of 130 amino acids. The transcript has 5 exons. NCBI's taxonomy places the organism in Eukaryota, Viridiplantae, Chlorophyta, Trebouxiophyceae, Coccomyxaceae.